Molecule: messenger RNA, 1768 nt
Organism: Cynara cardunculus var. scolymus (artichoke)
Lineage: Eukaryota; Viridiplantae; Streptophyta; Magnoliopsida; Asterales; Asteraceae
Exons: 2
Coding region: 148-819 (223 amino acids)
Source: RefSeq, a predicted model, not a curated record
AGAUUUUGAUUUUGAGUCGAGAAAGACUAAAGUAAAUGAAAAGUCUAACAAAUCUAAAGAUAAGGAAGGACACUCAAACACAAGUGGUAAUGGAGGUUCUGGAGACUUUUUGGCUAAAAAAACUUUGAUGCAUCAGAGGAUAAUGGUAUGUCGUCACAGGAUGUUGCCAUUUCAAGGGUUGACAUUCAAAUGGAUAUUAUUAAGGAUUCUGAUCCCAGAAAUGAGGAUAAACACUUGAAAUCCGUAAUAGAUGAAAGCUGUCUUCUAAAACCUGCAAUGGCUGAAGAACAAGAGAUAAACAAAACACUUUCACCUGGGACGAUAAUUUCAUGUAUCGUUCAGGAACCUAUACAAGAAUCUAGAUCAUCAGAGAAGAGAUCUUCUCCAGAACCUCAUGCUCAGCAUGUUGUUCAUGAUUUAUAUGCUCACUCUUUAGCUGAUAAUGUUUCUACUCAAGGUACUACCUCAGAUGUGCAAGAAGAAGAAUUCAGAAAUGUGGUUAGAAUGGGGAGCUCGAUCACAAGUGAUGAGCAAAGUGGUAAUGUGAGGCAUGUUGAUGAAUUGGUACCUACUAGAAGUUCAUCAUUUGAAAAUUCAUCAGAACAUAUGAAUUCAGAAAGUCAAAAGGGUGAAAUGUCCAAGGUGAUGGAUGAUAAUGUACUUAUUGGCCAUAACGAUGGUGAUGACACAAGUAAAACUGAAUCACAUCUUGAAAGUUCCAUGACACAUGGGAUGGAGGAUUUGUCUCAUGGUGAAAUGAUUGAUAGGAGGAAUGCAGAUUCAAAUUUGAAACUUCAUAUGGGUUCUCUGGACAGGUGAGACUAAGUAUAUAUUUUCUGCUGGCUAUGUAAGCAAUGUUUGGACUUGGACUUACCUUUCUUGGUCGUAGACAAUUGGCAAUCGGACUAAUUCACAGUUUAAACCGAGUACACUUGACCAUCAUUAAAAGAAAUAUCUGAAACUAGAAUAUGAGCAGAUUAUAAUAAUACAAUUUAUUAAAAUUCAGGAGUUUUGGAUAUGAGCUUGAACUUUAUGCUAGGCAUAGGUGUAACUAUUUUGCUGAUUUUAUGUAGUGGAACCACAAUAGAUGAGUUGCAAUCAGAGAAAGAAAGCAAGAAUAUACGUAGCCAUCACUCUCUUCGACAAAACUCAUCUCCUUUGGCAACACAAGAAUGAGCACCUUACCAAAUAAUCCUGCACUUGAAGAAAGGUGAGACUUUCUUGUAGUUCAAGUAACUUUAUCAAAAAUUAGGAAGAAGAAAACCCGAUUUUAAGACUUUUACAGGGAAUUUGGUUCAAGAAGUGUAGAAUCUGGUAGCAAGUCUACUUGUAGAUCAAAGUCGCCACCCAAAGUGCUAAGCAGAGACAUACCUGUUCAAAUUGAAAACACAGAGACAGGUCAUGUAAAAUCCUUUGAUGAUACUCGGCAGUUACGGAAUGCUGAUGAUAAAAUCCAGAAAUUAACCAAUGAUGACCACAGCGCCACAUGAUAUUGAUCCAACGAAGGAGAAACCCGUGUCACGGUGAAGUGACCAAAAUACUGAACAUAUUAAUGCACUCAGGUUUCUUAUCUAUAUUUGGAUUUUUUGUUCUGUUUUAAAAGUUUAUCCCUAACAACUUUGUAUAUGAAUGCUCCUGAUAUGCUGGAAGCUUACUUUUUGCCUGCUUUUGCGGAUGUUUAUGAGAUUAUGUUCUAUAGUUAUAACAUGAAUUAAUAGUAAAAUGUGUUAGAGUGGGUGUUCUUUCUGAGUGAAAAUGCCUUCUUAUU